Brenthis ino (lesser marbled fritillary) is the source of this 1347-nucleotide messenger RNA. NCBI's taxonomy places the organism in Eukaryota, Metazoa, Arthropoda, Insecta, Lepidoptera, Nymphalidae. The record is from the annotation of a GenBank genome assembly.
AUGAUACUGCGGGUGCAGUCAUCAGAAGGCACAGCUCGCGUUGAGGUGCUGGACUCCGAUGUAACGUCACGAUUAUUCGAGCGUGUCUAUGAGGCUCUACAUUUGAACACUUUUGGAUUUGCAUUGUAUAAAGAUCGUGCAAGAAAAGAAGAGAUUGUAUCGAGUAAAUCACGACAGUUACGAGAUUAUGGCUUGCAACAUGGAGACAUGUUGUAUUUAAGUCCUGUCAAUGGUGCGGUGCUCUUUGAACAGGCUUCCACUAGUGCUGAGAUUAAUAACAAGCCUUUUGGAGAGCCAGCACAGGCUGGUCCAUCCUCAGUGGAACCUUUAAACUCAGGAACAAAGACCACUGGUCCUGUAGAAGAUGAGGUAGACUUAGAGCUAUAUCGCCUCUCAGGAACUAUACAAAGACAGCGAGAUGAAAAAUUAUGUCGUCACAACUCUAAGGGCUGCUGUGUACACUGUUCUCCGUUAGAACCAUGGGAUGAGAACUAUCUCAAGGAACAUAACAUUAAGCACAUGUCCUUCCAUGCUUACCUGCGUAAGAUGACCUCAGGCAAAUUCAUCACGUUAGAUGAAUUGUCAUGCAAAAUAAAACCAGGCUGCAAGGAGCACCCGCCGUGGCCGCGCGGCAUCUGCUCGGCGUGCCAGCCCGGCGCCGUGACGCUGAACCGCCAGCGCUACCGGCACGUGGACAACGUGCUUUUGGAGCACGCGGCGCCCGUGGAGCGCUUCCUGGCCUACUGGCGCGCCACUGGCCACCAGCGCGUGGCCUUCCUGCUGGGCCGCUACGAGCACCACCCAGACGUACCGCUGGGCGUGCGAGCGCGCGUGGCCGCGCUGUACGAGCCGCCUCAGGAGUGCUCGCGCGACCGUGUGGCGCUGCGCCCCGACGCCGGCGCCGCGCUGGCGGCCGCGUUGGCGGCGCGCCUGGGCUUGCGCCGCGUGGGCUGGCUGUUCUCCGACCUGCUGCCGCUGGACCUGGCGCGCGGCACGGUGCGGCACCUGCGCGGCGUCGACACGCACUUCCUGUCCGCGCAGGAGUGCAUCAUGGCCGGCCACUUCCAGAACGAGCACCCCAACGCGUGCCGCCACGCCGCCGCCGGCCACUUCGGCUCCAAGUUCGUGACGGUGUGCGUGACGGGCGACAGCGGCCACCAGAUCCACCUGGAGGGCUACCAGGUGUCGGGGCAGUGCCAGGCGCUGGUGCGCGACGGCGUGCUGCUGCCCACGCGCGACGCGCCCGAUCUCGGCUACAUCCGCGACUGCACGCCGCAGCAGUUCGUGCCCGACGUCUACUACAAGGUACGUCACUACUCACUCCCCAUCAUGAGUUUACUUUGGUUA